This is a messenger RNA of Penicillium lagena, 1869 nucleotides long. RefSeq lists its product as uncharacterized. The coding region runs from base 1 to 1869 and encodes 622 amino acids. Lineage: Eukaryota; Fungi; Ascomycota; Eurotiomycetes; Eurotiales; Aspergillaceae. The transcript is spliced from 5 exons. The record is from RefSeq and is a predicted model, not a curated record.
AUGAAUCCGAUGCGAGAGUCAACUCUAUAUAUCGACAAACAGCUGGUCAACAUGUCGGUCGGUCAGCGCAGGUCAUUCGAUGGCCAUCGCUGCACUAUCCGCUACGUCGGCACCGUCGAAGGCACCGCCGGCGACUGGCUAGGUGUCGAAUGGGACGAUCCCACCCGGGGCAAGCAUGCAGGCGAGCAUAAGGGCACCCGUUAUUUCACCUGCAAGAGCCGCCACUCCACAGCCGGGUCCUUUGUGCGCCCGUCCAGGCCAUCAGACCCGCCGCGGGGCUUCGUCGAGGCUCUGCGAGACAAGUAUGCGUCCGAGUUCGAGCGGGAACUUGCUCCUCACGCAGCAGCAAAGGGUGAUGAUGAGGGUGAUGCAGGGCAAAAGAAUGCCAUUGAGAUUAGCGGCAAGGUCGUGGAAGAGGUCGGCUUCGACAAGAUCCGGAAACAGCUCGCCGAGCUGGCGGAGCUGCGCAUCGUCUUGCUGGAUGGCAUGUGCGUGGUCGGAGUGCUUCCCUCCUACGAGCCCGAUGAGUCACUGGUUGAGAAGGCUUGUCGGGAGAUCAUGCAGACGUGUCCGAAAAUCAUCGAGCUGGAUCUUAGUCGGAGUUUGCUGAGUCGGUGGCGCGAUGUGUGGCAGAUUUGCGAUUCGUUGAAACAGUUGAAGAGGUUGAGGUUAAGUGGCAAUCGACUUCAGCCGCUGGAAGAAGGGUUCAAUUUUGAGGGAAUCACCGAGCUACAUCUGGAGGACACGCUCCUGACGUGGGACGAGAUUGCGGCAUUGACAUCCCGAUUCCCGGCACUUAUGUCACUCACAGUAUCAGCCAACGAACUGGUAGAGAUAACUCGACCUCUUCCCUCCAGCACCAUCACCACCCUGAUACUAGAACACAACGAUUUCACCUCGCUGUCCACCCUACACCAUCUAACCUCCCUCCCCAAUCUCCAACGCCUCUCUCUCCGCGGAAACAACAUCAGCGCCAUCCAGGACACACUUCAACCCCCCCUCCUUCCACUUCCCAUCGACCCUCCGCUCCGUCGACCUCUCCCGCAACAACAUCCCAACCUGGACAUUCAUCAACACCCUCCCAACCCUCUUUCCGGGCCUAACAACCCUCCGCCUCUCAGGCAAUCCACUUUACGAACAAUCACCUCUCCCACCCUCGCUAGCCCCGUCUUCCUCUGCAAAACCAAUGACCGUCGACGAGGCAUUCAUGCUAACACUGUCUCGCCUCCCGCCAUCCCCAGGGAACUCUCCGCUACCCCCGCAGACGAGGAGCAGGCUAUUCUCGCGACGCAUCCUCGCUAUGCUGUUCUCUGUGAUCAAUAUGGCGAACCGCGUGUCCUGCGCGCGACGGUUUCUGAUUCUUCGAGUGGCAGGAUCAUUCAUCCGCGGUCUGUUGCUGCUAGACUUGUUAAGAUGGCGUUUUAUCUGCCCUCAUUAUCAUCUUCUUCUACUACUGCUGCUGCUGCUGUGUCUUCGACAGAGAAGAAAGGUGAUGAUAACAGAUCCGAGACUGCCCCGUCGAUCCUCCCAGAUAUCCGCAUCAAGGAGAUCCCCUCCUCGUUCGAUACGUACCAGAUCAAAGCCCUUGUCUCCCGACUCUUCGGACUCCGGCCGUAUAGCUUUCGACUGAUCUGGGAGACAGAUGAAUGGGAUCCCGUAUAUGGGGAUGGGAAUGGUGGGAACGGCGACGCUGGGGACUGGGACGAGAGUAGCGAGGACGGAGUCGAGGCUGAGGAAACGCCUCAGGAUACAGGCCGGUUCGUUAGGCGGGAGGUAGAACUCGUGGAUUCCACGCGGGAUGUCGGAUUCUUGGUCCAGGGGGGUGUGGGAAUGGGAAUGGGGGAGAUCAAGGUCCGGGUUGAGGUGUAA